UGAAAAAUUUACGGGAUCGGUAAGCGAUAAGCGCAUCAAACCCGCCUUGGAAGCCGUCAUAUAAAAGCUUAAACGGAAGGUGACUAUCCAAGAAAAGAACGAGUGGAGUAGUCAAUAUGAUUGUGAUAUUAUUGAAACUGGAUGAAUAGAAACAUUUCUAGAUAGAUAGACACUCAUGUUUCUAAAAUUAUCCCCAUAGAUAUUUGAUCAUUAUAGACGUUUCUUUUCUAACUGUAGAUGCAAAAUGCUUACAUAAUACGUCAUAUAAAUCCAUCGCUUCAACCUGCAAUAAAUAUACACUUUUACAUUUUACAGGUUUUUUUCAAUAUUUACAUGUUGUCUCAACAUUCUAAAAGAGACCACUUAAACAAUCAAUAAGUCUUUUUAUUGAAUUUCAUUUAUAUACCUUAUAAUCAAUUGCAGAAUAAAAUGUCCGAGGAAGAGAAACAAGUAGUGGAGGCAGAUGCCGAAAAUUUGUCUGAUACAGAAUUGUCGAAAGAAGAAAGAUUGGAAUUGGCUCGUAAGAAGUUUGAAGAAUUGAAGAAGAAAAAGAAGAACAAGAAAUCAAAGAAAACUAAGAAGGAAGAUGAAACUGCUGGAGCCAAUGAUACAGAAGAAGCAGUGAGUCGAGAAGAAACUCCAGUGGUAGAUGCUUCAGAAGAAAAUAAGGAUGAAGAAAAUAAGGAUGAAGAAACUAACGAAGAAGUCAAAUACGAAAGUAUUAAACCCGAAGUGGAAGAAUCAAAAUCUACAGAACCCGAAGUUAAAGAACCCAAACACGAGACUAAAGAAGCAGUAUCUGAUCCACAAACAGAAAUAGAACCAAAACCAAAGGAAAAUGAAACAACAGAAGUGAUACCAGAAGCCCAAGUAAUACUGAAUGCCGAAUCAGGAGAAGAAAUCAAGACCCUUAAAGAAACCAUUGAACAACAAAAGAAUACUAUCAAAAAAUUAAGAGACGAAAACACUGAUUUGAAAUUACUUAAGAUGGAUCUUAAUGAUAAAAUUGCUGAUUUGCAAGAAGAGAUCAAAGCAUUAAAAUCUGGAUCUGGAUCUAGAUCAACUAUUGCACCACAAGUAUCAACUUCUCAAUCCUCACCAAUCAAACCAGUAGCACCAGCAAAACCAGUAUAUACUCAUAACGAUUAUGCUACAUUAUCACAACAAAACUUUGCCAAGUUCAAUCAAACAGAAGAUUUCAGAGAAAAAUUAAUGGUAUGGAAAGGUUGGCAAGUUGAUAUGACUAGUUGGAAUGAAAUUCAAACAGUAGCCCUUUAAUAAACUUUAUGAUUCAAUAUAAAUUAAUUUAUUAUUA
Molecule: messenger RNA, 1315 nt
Organism: Scheffersomyces amazonensis
Lineage: Eukaryota; Fungi; Ascomycota; Pichiomycetes; Serinales; Debaryomycetaceae
Exons: 1
Coding region: 430-1278 (282 amino acids)
Source: RefSeq, a predicted model, not a curated record